UUAUUAACAAUAUUUCUUUCCACCCUUUGAGAUCUUUGAGGACUGCAAGCAGCAGAUAAUAACAAGCCCCACCACCGAGACUCUGCAACUGACUUUCUCUGCCCCUCUGGCUUUGCUGUUUUCUGCCCUCUUGCUAACAUGGAAGCAACGUGCCUAGUUGUCCUGCUCAGGAUAUGUGUCCAGAUAUUAGCCCUCCCUGCUUACUUGCUGUGGUAUCUGGGUAUCUGGGACCCCCUUUGCAAGAAAUUAUUCCCCUACUUCAUGGCUGUGAUGACUGUCAGUUAUAAUAAGCUGAUGUCCAACAAGAAAAGGGAAAUGUUCAGCAACCUGAAGGACUUUGCCAGUCCCACAGGGGCUCUCACACUGUUGGAGAUUGGCACAGGAACUGGCUCCAACUUUCAGUUCUACCCUGCGGGAUGCAAAAUCAUAUGCUCUGAUCCAAACCCCAACUUCCAGAAGUUUCUUGACAAAAGCCUGGCUGAAAAUCCACACGUGCAGGUGGAACGCUUUUUGGUGGCUCCGGCUGAGGACCUACACGAGGUACCAGCUGCAUCGGUGGAUGUGGUGGUUUCAACGCUGGUGCUUUGCUCUGUGAAGAGCCCGGAGCAAGUUAUGAAAGAAGUUCUACGGGUGCUGAGACCGGGUGGCGCUUUCUACUUCCUAGAACAUGUUGCAGGUGCUCCUUCCAGCUGGAGUCUCUUCUGGCAGCAGAUCUAUGAUCCAACUUGGAUACGUCUGUUUGACGGGUGCCACUUGACCAGAGAAACCUGGAACGACCUGGAAAAAGCUGGCUUCUCGGAGCUGAAGCUGCAGCACAUACAUGCACCUUUAAAAUGCAACCUAAUAAGCCGCACAUCAUAGGUUAUGCUGUAAAAUAGCUUGGAAAUAAAUUACUGAACAAGAUCUCCAUGCAGAUGCCUCUGCGUUGGGGUGUAGAACCUAAUCGUGAGAAUUAUAGGACAGCCCAUCACUAUGUCACCUAUGGGCUGUGAACCUCUUGCGCAAUCUGUAAUUGGAUGCGCACACAUGUAUGUUAUUGCCAAUCCAUUUUUUAUUUCCAUUUGAUAGACUGUCCAGCUACCUUCACUUUCCACAAUCCAGCUGCUCCCAUGCAGAUGUGAAUGUUGUGAUAACACAGCUUGGACUUGCCUCAUUCACUUCCACGUGAGGAUGCAUGAACUACCAUUACUAUUCUCCCUGGAAGCAUCUGAUCCCCAAGGAGGUUGGGAUAUCAGAAGAAGAAUAAGAGUUUGGACUUGAUAUCCCGCCUUUCACUCCCCUUAGGGAGUCUCCUUUCCCUUCCUCCCCCACAACAAACACCCUGUGAGAUGAGUGAGGCUGAGAGACUUCAGAGAAGUGUGAUGACUAGCCCAAGGUCAUCCAGCAGCUGCAUGUGGAAGAGUAAAGUAGAGGUGAGGCCUUGGCUUGGGCUAGUAUUUAAAUGUGACCCGAGGCCUCUGCCCUGUCUCUCCAUUCCUUGGCCGUGGCCUGACUUUGUGGGUUGUCUGGUAAUGGCCGCCUUGGUGGUUUCAGUUGCAAAGUCAGGGAUAGUGUUAUAAGAAUUCUAAGGUCUCAAAUACAGAAUAAAUAUUCAUAAAUGCUCACAUAUUUAAAUAUAUAAACCAUGUGUCUGAAAUAGUACAGGAGAGCAAUCCUGAAGCCAUUUUGACUCCCAGUGACCUCAAAUAUUCCUCUGCAGUUUGAGAUUGCUUUUAAUAUAAAAUAUGCCCCUCAGUGAACCAUGUCAACUGCACAGAUGUGAUAUCUACAGUAGUAAACUAAAAAGUUCAGAUUGGGGCAACUAUGCACGUAUCCUGCACUGCAAGCCCCUAAGCGCCAUGCCACACACUGUAACCCCAUACACCCCACACUGACCCCCACAGAAAAACAACUCCACACACAAAUAGCCUACACCGAAAUCCCUCACAUACUCUACUGCACAAUGAAAUCACCCAUAAGUGCUCUGUCCCGCCUUGAACACUGGAACUCUUCUUUGAAAUGCCCUGCCCUGCAUCAAGACAGGUGGCAACCAUUAUGUGCCAACGCGUUUUUGUGUGUUGAAUGUAUGCUAUAUGGUAAU
Messenger RNA from Zootoca vivipara (common lizard), 2080 nucleotides. RefSeq names its product thiol S-methyltransferase TMT1A-like. Gene Ontology annotation, molecular function: S-adenosylmethionine-dependent methyltransferase activity. Lineage: Eukaryota; Metazoa; Chordata; Lepidosauria; Squamata; Lacertidae. The record is from RefSeq and is a predicted model, not a curated record.